Messenger RNA from Carassius auratus (goldfish), 4668 nucleotides. RefSeq names its product chitin synthase chs-2-like. Gene Ontology annotation, biological process: chitin biosynthetic process. Gene Ontology annotation, cellular component: cell septum; cell periphery. The coding region runs from base 52 to 4398 and encodes 1448 amino acids. Lineage: Eukaryota; Metazoa; Chordata; Actinopteri; Cypriniformes; Cyprinidae. The transcript has 19 exons. Gene Ontology annotation, molecular function: chitin synthase activity. The record is from RefSeq and is a predicted model, not a curated record.
CUGGUGAGCACGGCAUAACGCAGCAGCGCUUCAUGGAGUAAGUGUUUAGAGAUGGAGGAACUGAAGCAGCGGGGACGCAAGAGAGAAGGCCGUCACAGAGACACCUGGGACCCGUUCCAGCUGAACCCGAUCGGAGCCGAGAAGGAGAAGAAAAGAGUAUGCUUUCGGAUCGGGCAGAACCUGGUGGCUGUUAUCGUGGGCCUGCUGGUGCUGGUCAGCGGGGUCAUGAGCAAGGGCUCUCUGCUGGUGUUGACCACCCUGACCAGUCCAGUGUCCUUGAGAAACAGCGUGGACAAACAGUUCUACACGCUCAUGUUGAUGUGUGUGCUGGUGAUGCCAAACCUGCUCAUGUUCCUGAAGUCUCUGUGGAAGUGUGUCUUCAAGAGCUAUGUGUCCCCUAACCCAAAGACGCUGGGAAUCAUGUGUGGGAUCGAGAGUCUGGUGGCAGUCGGGACGGCGAUACUGGUGCUCAUUGUGAUGCCGAAGCUGGAUGUCCUCACAAACCUCAGCAUCCCCGGAGGCAUCUGCAUCCUGUCAGCCCUGCUCCAGAUCGCCUUACGCUUGCAGACGCAGAGCUGGACGAUCAUCUACCCCAUAUGCUCCGUCAUCCUGGUGCUCAGCGGAUACGUUCUGCUGGUGAUCGACUACUACGUGAGAGAGUCCUCUUUUGUCCCAGGACAAGCAGACGGUUAUUACAUAUAUGUAGGCAUUGCGAUUUUUGCAUCCCUGCUGGUUUCCCUGAACUGGUGGGAGAACCCCUUUCAGGCCAGCACUAGGAUUCAGGAAAUGCUCACCGAGCUGGAAACGUUCAGAGACAGCGUUUAUCUGUUCACCAGCCUCAUUCGAAUAGCACUGACUCUGGGGGUGUACUUUCUGUACUACUGCCUGAUCGCUGAGACCCCCAUUGUUUGGGAUGAUUUCAGCAAAGCCAGUACAGGCACGAUAGAGAUAGGCAUUGGUUUGUUUUGCCUGCAGGCGUUCUGCUCUGCUGCGUGCCACUGGUUCGGAGUCGUGGCCUGCAAGAUCCACGCGGUCAGAUUCGGUUUCGCUCUCCCCGUGUCAUUAACGGGUCCAGCUACACUAAUCCUGGGCAUUAUACUGUUCAUGACGCAAGCUAAGGUUUUGGUCCCUUCACCUGAUACUAGUAUCUUAGAAGUACCCAGCAAAAACUUUACAAUUCAGACUCCUUUCUGGCCAUUUUGUCAUGAACUUGAAUCUCUCAAGGACCUGAAUAAAACCUUGGCUAUAAUGUUGGAAAUUUCCUAUAGUAUCUGUAAAACGUCCCUCAACAACCCGAACGCGAUGUGGCCUUUCUCCAUGCUGGCGCUGGAGGGGGUGUGCAUGUGGCUCGGCCUGGUCUCCUGCACGUAUUACGUCUGGAAAAUAAAGGUGCAGAGGAUCGAACGCACGUCACAACUUUUCGUCCGCCGUCUGUAUGAAUCCGCCUUCAUUGACCUCUCUAUGCUGCUGAACACGAAAAUGAAAGUGGUUCGUACGGCAAACAAGGAGAGUAACAGUGACAGUGACAUGGAAAACUGUGUCAUUUACCUGUGUGCAACAAUGUGGCAUGAGACAUACGAUGAGAUGCUGAAAAUCACGACUUCGAUGUUCAGACUGGACAGAUACCGAGGGGAUCCGAAGGAGGAACACAAGGACUGCUUUGACUUUGAGUGUCAUAUUUAUGUUGAUGAUGCCUUCAUGUAUGAAAACGACACCGAGACAAAGCUUGUCAACAUCUACGUCAGUGACCUCAUACAAGUAGUCAUGGAGGUGUACAGGGUUUUUACAAAUAAGGAGCCAGAUGAGGUUUCUAUCAUUGAAACACCAUAUGGUGGUCGUCUUGUGUUUGUCAUGCCAGAGGGAAACAUGCUUUACGUCCAUCUUAAAGACAAACAACUGAUUCGACACAAAAAGAGAUGGUCACAGAUCAUGUACCUCUAUUACCUGCUUGGAUGGAAAGGAUACAAUGUCAAAAACCCUCAGAAAAUAACAAGACAAAACAACCCGAGUCGUGCCAGUCUCAUAUCAUUAGAUGGUGAGAGCUACUUACUACCCUCUUCUGACAACGACAGCAAGAGGAGGCACAUCUCUGAUGAGAACACGUAUAUCAUGGCUCUGGAUGGAGACACAGACUUCCACCCCGCCGCUCUGAUUCUGCUGGUCGACCGGCUGAGGAUGUACGACACCGUGGGGGCAGCCUGUGGACGCAUACACCCCACUGGAAUGGGCCCAAUGGUGUGGUAUCAGAAGUUCGAGUACGCGGUGGGUCACUGGCUUCAGAAGACGGCGGAGCACGUGUUUGGCUCGGUUCUGUGCAGUCCAGGCUGUUUCAGUCUGUUCAGAGGAUCUGCACUGAUGGACGACAACGUCCUGAAGAGAUACACCACCAAAGCCACGCGCGCCUCUGAGUAUGUGCAGUACGAUCAAGGUGAGGACCGCUGGCUGUGCACUCUUCUCCUGCAGCAGGGCUGGCGCGUGGAGUAUAACGCCGCUUCAGAUGCUUACACCAACUCACCGCAAGAGUUCAAAGAGUUUUACAACCAGAGGCGUCGAUGGGGUCCUUCAACACUGGCCAACACCCUCGACCUGCUCCACCACGGGAAGGAAACAGUCCAGAGAAACUCUUCCAUUUCCAUCCUCUACAUCUUAUAUCAGACCUUCACUGUGGCUUCCUCCAUCCUGGGACCUGCCUCCGUCACCCUCAUGAUAGCAGGAGCGUUCCAAUUUGUGUUUGGGAUUGAAGGCACUCUUUCCAUAAUAAUUGGCGUUAUACCUCCAACUGUUUACAUGAUCAUAUGUUUUGUGGCCAAACCCAACUUCCAAAUCACCAUUGCUGCCAUUCUCAGUGUCAUAUACGCAUUCCUGAUGACUGCAUCCUUCUUCUCCAUUAUUGGUGACAUGGUUAAACAGGGGACAUUCAUAACCCCUACUGGACUCUUCCUGGUGUCUGGUGCGAUCAUGUACAUGGUGACAGCCAUCCUUCACCCUCAGGAGUGCACUUUGAUUAUCUACGGUCUGAUGUACUUCAUCUGCAUCCCCAGUGGAUAUCUCCUCCUCACCAUAUAUUCCCUAGUCAACAUGCACAAUGUCUCUUGGGGCACUCGAGAAACUAACAAGGCGAAGGAGCAGAAAAAGCAAGUGGGCAUUGUGUGCAAUCGCGACUGCAAAAUGUGCUGUUGGGACGUGAAAAUCCAAGUCACUCAGGAGACCGAGAGUCUAGUCCUUCAACAAUUUCAGCAAGCCAUCAAUCCAAACACACCAGCUGCCAAAACUGAGCCAGACGACCUAAAGGCUCAGAGCACCCAUGAAGUCCAGAACAGCGAAGAUGCCAACAAACACAUCCAGGACGACCUUGAGGAGAUGAUUAAUAAGAAGAACAAGUCCAAAGAGAAUCUCGACAGGGUCUACGAGGAAAUAGACGCUAGUUCUGACAGAAGUGGGAGUCCCAAAGGUGAGAGAAAAAACGACCAAUUUAAUGAUGAAACAGACUUUGAUGAUGACGACGACGAUGAUGAUGAUGAUGAUGAUGACAGUGAUUACGAUACUCUGGAGCCAAAAGAAGCUGUGCCCGAGAGUGACUGGGUGGAGCCCGUCAAGAGAGAGUUCCUGAAGAAACUGACGUACGCCAAUCUGAAGAGAAACCUUCAGGAGCAGAUCCGCUACACACUGAGAAACAAGAACAAGGAGGAUCUGUGCGAGGAACUGGUGUCGAUCCUCAGCGACACCCUGAACGAGGAGCUGAGGGAUAAAGUGGGUCCUGAGGACAUCUUGAGUAUGAGUCAGCUGGAGGAACUGCAGUAUGCUCUGAACGAAGUCGCCCGGCGCAUCGUGAAGUCCAACCGCAUCGAGAACGGAGCGCAGAGACUGGAGAGGCGUGUCAAGAGGGCAAUCGAAAGGACACUUGUGGCUCCACAGGUUGAUAAGCUAUCUGAGGAUGAACAUGAUUUCUGGAAUAAACUGAUAGAGCGUUAUCUUCUACCCAUACAAGAUGACAAAGCUCACCUCGAGGAAGUGACACGGGAGCUCAAGUCCCUAAGGAACAAGGCAGUGUUUUUGUACUUCAUAGUUAACGUCCUCUGGGUGGUAGCUACGUUCUUCCUUCAGGCCAUUGGCACUGAUGUUCUGAGCAUCAAUAUUCCCAAGUACUAUCCCAACGGUACUGAAGCACCAGACCCCUUGAGAGUGGAGCCCUUGAGCCUGAUGUUUCUGCUGUCCUUCGCCGUUCUGCUCAUCGUUCAGUUCUUGGCUAUGCUUUACCACAGAGUGUACACCCUCAUCCAUGUGGUGUCGUACAGAAGCUCAGAGAAAAACUACAAAGAAAAGGAUGAGGAGGAUGAAGAUGAGGGAUUGAUCCUGGGGAAUCCCCAAAAUCUUACCGUCACCGCUGACGACUUGUGAAACUGUUGCGAAACGCUGAUUCUUUUGCUCCUAGUUAGUAAACUUAGUUAAAAAUUAAUGAUUUAUCAUACAUAAAAUAAUAAUAAAUGAAUCCAGACUUACACCACAGCACUCCACAGCAAUAGAAACUGGAGCUGGGAUUGGUUUACUGUAGAUUACUGCACCCAAUAACAUUUUUUAAGUAUUGUUUGAAUAAUGUUUGAUCACCUGCUAGUUUAUCUGUGUUACUGUAUUUAUAAAAUUAAUAAAUUAUAAAUUAUUUACAAGUUA